GGUUGACCUUCCUUCGGUAGGAGGAGUCACGGGGGGAAACCGUCAGCAUGGCAGCGGGGAUGCUAACCAAAGUGGUCCACGGGGUGAGGAGUGCUCGGCUGGUGGGAGCUGUGUUUUCCUGCAGCAGCCGCACCUUCAGCACUGCUGCCAGACCCACACCUGCGGUUCACCACCAGGAUGCUGAUGUAAACGAUAAGAUUGUGAACUUUCCUCUGACCCAGCCGGACUUUUUCAGCGUGUCUGAGCUCUUUACUAUAAAGGACCUGUUUGAGGCACGAAUCCACCUUGGCCACAAAAAAGGCUGCAGGCACCGACUCAUGGAGCCAUAUCUGUUUGGUACACGCCUGGACAUGGACAUCAUUGACCUGGAGCAGACGGCAUCCCACCUUCAGAAGGCUCUGAACUUCACAGCACACGUGGCAUACCGCGGCGGUAUCGUGCUCUUUGUAAGCCGCCGGCGCCAGUUCGCGCACCUGAUCGAAACAACGGCGCAACAAUGUGGCGAAUACGCUCAUGCGCGCUACUGGCAAGGAGGUGUUCUUACCAAUGCCAGUACCACAGGAGUGCGCCUACCAGACCUCAUCGUCUUCCUCUGUACACAAAACAGCGUUUUCCAGGCGCACACGGGCAUACGGGAUGCCGCCAAGGUCAACAUUCCUACAGUGGGCAUCAUCGAUUCGGACUGCGACCCGAGCCUCAUCACGUAUCCAGUGCCAGGCAACGAUGACACACCAGCCGCCGUGGAGCUCUACUGUCGUCUGUUCAGGGUGGCGAUCAACAGGGCAAAGGACAAGAGAAGGCAAAUGGAGCUACUCAAGGGGAUAUAAACAAAAAAAAGGGGGAGAGAGUUCCAGUCUAGAGACACACGUAUGAUCAUAUUACUGCAAGUUCUAUAUGUCUGUUGUUGUUUUUUUUGUUACACUGUGAUUAUAAUUCAGAACUAGUUGUUCAUCUUCUAGUUCUUGGUCCUUGUUGAUAUUUUUUGUCCCCUCAUCCUCAAACAAGCCAGUAAUCAAUACUGUAAGGUAAUUAUUAAACCAAACACCAUCUCUGGGUGUGGCCAUGCAUGGAUUCAGUAAAAUGUGGAGUGUAUAGUGCUUUCGGAUUUGGGUUGAAAAUCCACUCUAUCAACAGAUUGAGUAGUCAAGGAUACUAAAAGCCUCUAAGAUGUUUGUGUAUCAUGUGGAGAUUUGCUGACCCUAACCCUAUUAAACAUUUGGGUUUAAA
Molecule: messenger RNA, 1227 nt
Organism: Clarias gariepinus (North African catfish)
Lineage: Eukaryota; Metazoa; Chordata; Actinopteri; Siluriformes; Clariidae
Gene: mrps2
Product: mitochondrial ribosomal protein S2
Exons: 4
Coding region: 48-827 (259 amino acids)
Biological process (GO): translation
Cellular component (GO): ribosome; mitochondrial small ribosomal subunit
Molecular function (GO): structural constituent of ribosome
Source: RefSeq, a predicted model, not a curated record